AAAUGACUUGACAGAGAAGAAGGAUGUGACCAUUGACGUUUCCUCAGACUUAAGGAAGGAAGAAGAAUACAAGACUAAUAUUUGGAAAGGUUUCCUCAUUUCCAUUCCUUACUCUGCCAGUAUUGGUGGGAUAGCAACACUGACCGGAACGGCACCAAAUCUCCUUCUUUUGGGGCAGCUAAAGAGCUUUUUUCCAGAAUGCGAUGUUGUAAACUUUGGUUCUUGGUUUGUGUUUGCAUUUCCCUUGAUGGUGCUUUUUCUGUUUUUUGGAUGGCUUUGGAUCUCCUUCCUAUAUGGAGGCAUCACCUUAAGUUGUGAGAGAACAAAGAAAUCAGAAAUCAGAGCUGAUGCAGAAGCCAAAGCCAAAUCGGUAAUAAGAGAUGAAUAUCAGAAACUGGGUCCAAUAAAGUUUGCAGAACAGGCAGUUUUUGUUCUCUUCUGCUUAUUUGCCAUCCUUUUAUUCUCCAGAGACCCGAAAUUUAUCUCAGGUUGGGCAAGCUUGUUCACACCAGGUUUUGUCACAGAUGCAGUUACUGGAGUCACAAUAGUGACAAUAUUGUUCUUCUUCCCUUCAGAAAGGCCAUCCCUCAAAUGGUGGUUUGACUUGAAAGCACCAAACACUGAAAAUAAGCCCCUGCUAUCAUGGAGAAAAGCUGAAGAGAGUGUACCUUGGAACAUCAUUUUGUUGCUUGGAGGAGGUUUUGCUAUGGCCAAAGGAUGUGAGGAGUCUGGUUUGUCCAUCUGGAUUGGAGGCCACCUGGACCCCCUGGAGAACCUCCCUCCUCCUGUGGCUGUUAUUCUCAUCACUGUAGUAAUUGCCUUAUUCACGGAAUUUGCUAGUAACACAGCCACGAUCAUAAUCUUCCUUCCUGUUCUGGCAGAAUUGGCCAUUCGUCUGCAAGUGCAUCCCCUCUACUUAAUGAUUCCAGGAACAAUCGGAUGCUCGUUUGCCUUCAUGCUUCCUGUCUCCACACCCCCAAAUUCAAUUGCCUUCGCUUCUGGGCACUUAAUGGUCAAAGAUAUGGCAAAGACUGGUCUGCUUAUGAAUCUGAUGGGGGUUUUACUUCUCAGCCUGGCUAUCAACACUUGGGCCAAGAGCAUCUUCCAACUAGGCACAUUCCCCGACUGGGCUAAGAUACAUCUGGAAAAUACCACCACCUCCCUCUUGGAAGAUGUUCAGAACAUCACUUUGAACUCACUGAGUAAAUCAUGAACAAAGCAACCUUGAAAGGGAGCUACCUCCUUCAGAUUUGGGCACUGAAAUCAGUCAACAUCGACUACACGAUCUCUUUUGUCUCAUUUGUCUGUGGUGAUGGCUACCCAGCUGCAUCUGCCACUGUUUAGAAUCAAGAAGCCUGGAGAGCAGACUUUGUGAAUCAGAUGGACUGGCCUUGCCCCAGCCGAUGGCUGAGAGCUCAGGGUCUCAAAGUUCCUUCUGAGAUAAGGCAGUAAACUGGGGGGGAAACUACAUGCAGCAGAUGGAAAUGUGAUAAUUAGAAAAAUAAGGCAUAUUUUCCCUCCCUUGUACCUUUCGGGUUCUCACAGGCCCCUUACAAAUGAGAGACCAGCCUCAUGAAGCAGAACAAAAC
Messenger RNA from Gekko japonicus, 1589 nucleotides. RefSeq names its product solute carrier family 13 (sodium-dependent dicarboxylate transporter), member 3 (gene SLC13A3). NCBI's taxonomy places the organism in Eukaryota, Metazoa, Chordata, Lepidosauria, Squamata, Gekkonidae. Gene Ontology annotation, biological process: monoatomic anion transmembrane transport; citrate transport. Gene Ontology annotation, cellular component: membrane. The record is from RefSeq and is a predicted model, not a curated record. The transcript is spliced from 10 exons. Gene Ontology annotation, molecular function: sodium:dicarboxylate symporter activity; succinate transmembrane transporter activity; citrate transmembrane transporter activity. The annotation marks the transcript as partial.